UUCGCCUUUUCCUCUUCUAUUUCUUGUAGAAGUUCCAACUCUCCCUGCAUUUUCAAACCCACUCCAACUUCCAUUUUCCAGAGAGAGAUCUAAGAAAACCGCUGCCUGGCGUUUGCAGUUUCGAUGGCGUUUGAUCGCGCUUUUAUCCGUUUUGUGAUAUUCUCUUUGGCAGUUUCAUCUCUUCGGCAAGUUCGGAGUCAGGAACCGAAAGAUUCCGACCGAGUGUCAGGUUUGCCGGGACAACCUCCGGUGAAUUUCCAGCACUACGCCGGAUACGUCAAAAUCCGGCAAGAAGACGAGAAGGCGCUGUUCUAUUGGUUUUUUGAGGCGGAAAGUGGAGUUUCAGAGAAACCGCUGGUGCUUUGGCUCAAUGGAGGUCCAGGCUGCUCAUCUGUUGCAUACGGUGCCGCGCAGGAGUUGGGUCCGUUCCUCAUCAGAAACAACCGAUCGGAGCUUGUCCUCAACAACUUCUCUUGGAACAAAGUUGCAAAUCUUCUAUUUGUGGAAUCACCAGUAGGAGUGGGCUUCUCUUACACAAACAAAUCAGAGGAUAUAGAGCAAUUAGGGGAUAAGGUUACAGCCGAUGAUGCACAUGCCUUUCUGCUUAGCUGGUUCAAGAAGUUUCCCACUUUCAAAUCCCACGAUUUCUAUAUUGCUGGAGAGAGCUAUGCCGGGCAUUAUGUUCCACAGCUUGCCGAACUCAUUGUCGAUCAAAACAAGAUUGCAAGUAAAGAUGCCUAUAUUAAUUUCAAGGGAUUCAUGAUUGGAAAUGCUGCAUUGAACGAUGCAACCGAUGAAAUUGGCAUGAUCGAAUAUGCAUGGAGCCACGCCGUCAUCUCGGACCAGCUCUACAAAAGCAUUAACAAGGAAUGCGAUUUCAAGACUGAUCGCCAGACCAAUCUCUGCAGUUUGGCUCUCAAGAAAUUCCUUGAUGCUUAUUCAGAUAUUGACAUCUACAGCAUCUACACUCCUGUUUGCCCCAGCGAUUUCGAGAAUUCUUCUCCCAAGCUCCUUGUUGCUUCUCGAUCUUUCUCCCAGCAUGACCUGCGGCAUAAGCUGCCUUCAGGUUAUGAUCCAUGUACAGAGGACUAUGCUGAGAAAUAUUUCAACAGGGAGGAUGUUCAGAUGGCUUUACAUGCCAAUGUCACGAAACUGUCCUAUCCCUACACCCCUUGCAGCAACGUUAUCAGGAAGUGGAAUGACUCCCCAGAUUCCGUACUUCCCGUUCUCAAAAAGCUUAUCGCUGCCGGCUUGCGGAUCUGGGUUUACAGUGGAGACACAGAUGGGCGGGUGCCAGUAACAUCGACGAGGUAUACCAUUAACGAACUGGGGUUAACGAUAAAGGGAGGAUGGAGGGCAUGGUUUCAGAGGCAGCAAGUGGCAGGGUGGGUGGUGGAGUACGAGGGCUUGACUUUAGUUACGGUCAGGGGUGCAGGCCACCAAGUACCUGUCUUCACUCCCCAGCAGUCUCUUUCUCUCUUCUCUCACUUCCUUGCCGGUAAAACCUUGCCAGCUGCUCGUUUCUAAAUCUCUCUCUCUCUCAUUUUUCUUAUGCAAUGGAAUUAUGUUGUGAUGAUUAAUGCCA
Messenger RNA from Magnolia sinica, 1585 nucleotides. RefSeq names its product serine carboxypeptidase-like 35. The record is from RefSeq and is a predicted model, not a curated record. Gene Ontology annotation, biological process: proteolysis. Gene Ontology annotation, cellular component: vacuole. Lineage: Eukaryota; Viridiplantae; Streptophyta; Magnoliopsida; Magnoliales; Magnoliaceae. Gene Ontology annotation, molecular function: serine-type carboxypeptidase activity. The coding region runs from base 124 to 1527 and encodes 467 amino acids. The transcript has 8 exons.